Messenger RNA from Spodoptera frugiperda (fall armyworm), 2280 nucleotides. RefSeq names its product dynein regulatory complex subunit 2. Bases 153 to 1673 code for a protein of 506 amino acids. Gene Ontology annotation, biological process: axonemal dynein complex assembly; cilium-dependent cell motility; regulation of cilium movement. NCBI's taxonomy places the organism in Eukaryota, Metazoa, Arthropoda, Insecta, Lepidoptera, Noctuidae. The transcript has 10 exons. The record is from RefSeq and is a predicted model, not a curated record. Gene Ontology annotation, cellular component: axonemal dynein complex; axoneme.
UUUAAUUAAUCAAUAGCACUAAUGUCAUGUUGCCGCGUUACCUGCAUCUAGUUAGUUCAAUAGCUGUAUACGUAACAGUGUCUAGGAGUACAACUAUCACCUUUUUGUCUCAAAAUACGUUUUAACAAAGCAAGAGAAUCUAAACAAGAAAAAUGGGGAAGAAAGGCAAAGUGAACAAAUUGGCGAAGAUGUCAGAUGAGGAGCGAGCGAGGUAUCUGCAACACCGCGCCGACUUGGAGGAGGAGGCUCGCCGGAGGAAACAAGAACUUAUCCACAGGUUUAUAAAGAAUAAAUUAGACAAAGAAGAGGCCUACAGUCGUUUGAACACAGCGAAAAUAAAUCAGCAAUGGAGGUUUAUCCUGCGGAAAAUAAAAUGCAAACAAAUGGCCAUGGAUAUUCAGAACAUGCUGGCCAGCUUCAACUUCCUAGUGGAGCGCAAGGAUCGCCUGAUAAAGACGCUGGUGAGGGCCACAGACGACUCUGAUGAACAGCAUCGAAGGGCUUUCCAGGCACACACUGAAAACGUCAGCUAUUUCCUUAAUAUAGGCACGCAACGCUUAGACAAGCUGCAAGCAGAAUACGAACACCAGAAGAACGAUCUCCUAGAGAACUGGGAUAAAGAGGAAAUGGAAAUAAUAGACUACCAGGACCGAGCGGAGUUCAAGCUAAAGCUGAUCAUGUAUAUACAGGACAGGGACUUCCAGAUGUUGAGGAAGAGCAUAGAGACGCAACGCGCUACGGAGAAGAAUGAUGCUAGACUUGAGCACGAAGAAGAACUGCGAAGUUUCUGCGCCCCAAAGCAGUUGGCGAUAGAGAUGUACUGGGGCAAGCUCCGUGAGGUGUACAACUCGUACCAGGAGGAACACAACCCCAUCAUGAGCCACUAUCACAGCCUACGAGAGAAGGACGACUUCUAUCAAAGGGAAAUCGCCAGGAACGACUUCCAAAUACAACUUGCGAGCGAGACCCUAACGAACCUACAGCAUGAAUGGCAAAAGACGACCAGCACGAUGACGGAGAAGUUGACGCGCAUGGCCAAUCGCAAAGAAGAACUGGCGCGCAAAUACUUGCAGAUGAAGAGGGACUCCAAGCUUGAGAGCAGCAAGGGAAACCAGCAGUUAGAUGUCAUGGUCAAUGCCAGCCAGGAUGCAAUCAAGCAUCUAGAAGAUUUGUACGAGAAACUAAACAAGGUGAUACAACUAUCGGAAAUCUGCAGUAAAUAUGAACACGAAGGCGACGAGCUGACCAAAGAUGUGGAAUACGACAUGGACUCCGUAGACUUUGAACAUCUGGAUAAGGAUAUGAUUGACGAAUGCAAAGAAUAUCGCAAAAUGGACAAAUUCCUGCUGAAAGUGAACAGAGCCAAGGUGCAAACAAUAUGUCUGCGGACAGAGAAGGCCAAGCUGAUGAGGGAAAAUGUUCAGUUGAAGAAUUACAUCAAGCGGUACCUCACGGACUUGGCACUGAAGGGCAAAGACAGGCCCUUGAGCAUGAAGAUAAGGACGGACGCACCAAAGAUUGACAUCAAGGCGAAUCGUCCAGUGACUUGCAUAGAGGGUGCACUAUCGAAUGCCGUACAACAUGAGGUGCGCAUGCGCAACGUGGCUCGUCGCAACAAGGACAACGAUAUCAGGGCCUACCCUCGCGUGCAGUGCUGGAUGCAGUCUGCUUAGUAACGAGACAAUUUUGCCAUCAUGUUUAAGGAAAUGAAUUUAAACCUAAAAAUAAGACAAAUUUUGCUAAGGCUUUAUUUUACACUAAGGGAAAUAGACCAUAAAUGAAUAAAGAUAAUAAAAAAUAGAAAUAUUUAAUGAAUUGCUACGCAAUGUGAUGAUCGCUGCUGAUACCUAAUGUAUUUCUUAUUUAUUUACUUAUAUUUUAAAUUUUAAUAAUAUAUGUUGUGUACCUCUUUAGAUUUUUAAUUAUUAACUUAAGAUGAUUUAUAUUGCUUUUGUUGCACAGUAAUUACCUUGGGCAUUUUAGACAGUGAAUUAUUAGGUGAUGGAUAACAAUAAUAUAUAAUUGUAGUUUAAAUAAGUGGAAUAUCAAAUUAUUAAAAUAAGUAAAAUAUUAGUAUUGUAAGCCAAAUAUUGUGUCAAUUAAACUAAGUAUUUCUAUGCGAGAAUAAAAAUGUUUAGUUUCAUUUAUAAUAAUGUACAGUAGAACUCCAAUUAUCCGAACUCCGACUAUCCGAAUCGCCGAUUAUCCGAAUCACAAAAAUUGACCAAAAAAGUCUAAGUGCGCUAUUAUUCUCGCCAGAAGCCAGUGUUUGCGCUUCAA